Messenger RNA from Penicillium taxi, 2241 nucleotides. RefSeq lists its product as uncharacterized. The record is from RefSeq and is a predicted model, not a curated record. Gene Ontology annotation, cellular component: plasma membrane. Gene Ontology annotation, biological process: transmembrane transport. Gene Ontology annotation, molecular function: transmembrane transporter activity. The transcript has 2 exons. Bases 1 to 2241 code for a protein of 746 amino acids. NCBI's taxonomy places the organism in Eukaryota, Fungi, Ascomycota, Eurotiomycetes, Eurotiales, Aspergillaceae.
AUGUUCUCCGAAUAUGCCUCGCGGUUCCUUGCUCAGUCACAGUCUCGAGUUGCAUCUCGACCAGACGAGCUUCAAAGAACUGGUCGUGCACGCCCCAAUCCAAGACAGGCUAACCCUUCCUCGGGCUCCUUUUUAAGGACUGGUGAUCCAUAUAGACCUGGUACUUCCCAGAUAUCAAACUUUCCAUUUGCUUCCCGAACUUCGGUGCAACCAGCUCCUCUAUUUCAUAGUGCCGCUGACGAGUUUCGGGAAGAAGACGAUGAGGCUGAGCGGGAACGGGAGAUUGCGGACUUUUAUGCGCUGCAGAGAUCCCGACGGCAUUUUGGCGAUAGCAACCUUAAGGAGUCUUCGGAACUUGAGGACUCUGAUCGUUCGGGAUAUGAUGAAGGACCUUCUCUAUAUGAUGAACGUCUUAGAAACGGACAAGGCAUCAAGAGCUCAUGGCGCGGAGAGAAGGGGCCUAUCGCAACCCACAAAUCUCGGAUUAAUCCUGUGGCUGAAAUGAUCGAGUCAGAGGCAGGGCCUAGUACCAGCUCUGGUAAUAUCAAAGCCAAAGGAAAUUUGGUUGAUGUGGGACUAGAAGAUUCCUUUUUGGGCAACCCUGAUGGGGAACACGUCCAUUCUGGGGACGAACCACCUGUUCAAAGAUUUCGAGAAAGAAAUUCAACCAAGGACAAUAAUUUUGGGCCGAAUGCAUUCGGUCCCAGUGAUGAUCAACCCAAAGUUUUAUCCCCGCGGGCGUCGAGCUCGACAAAUUCGUUUAACGCAUCCAUCUCCCCAAUCGCACCAGAAACAUCCAUGCACGAUACUUUUUGGGGCCAGCUGUUUGUCAUAUCUCUUGCGGCUCUCUUCGCCACGGCGUUUCUCGUCUACCUACAUACAUCUAGUCCAUCUGGCGAUAAGUCGAAAUGGGGCGACACAAUAUAUCUCACUGUCCAUCGCUCAUUCUUUCUCUUGGGAAUUUAUACGCUAGUGUCAAUUUCCGUGUCUCUCGUUUGGCUAGCUUUGCUGCGAUCCUACGUACGAAUCCUAGUUCACGUCAUUAUCGUUGCAGUCCCUUCCAUUUUAUACUCAUUUUCCCUAUAUCCUUUCAUUUCGAGCUUCAAGGGCGUCUGGCAUGGCAGCAGCGUCCAGGAUAAGUUUAUGCGCUGGGGCUCCAUUGUCCCAUUUGUGUUGGCCACCCUGUGGAUAUACAAUGUUGUUCGAGGCCGCCAAUCUGUCGGAAAGGCGAUCGGUAUCCUUGAGUUUGCGUGUCGAAUCUUGGCCGCCAAUCCUGAGCUGCUGGCCUUAGGCUUGGCAAUUCUUGUUUGCGUGGUUUCAUGGACAUGGAUUUGGAUGCUUAUGUUCACUCGCGUGUUUCUGGGUGGCCAUUUUAACAGCGGAGCCGGCCCAAAGUCUUUCAUCAUCAAUUUGAGUAGUUGGUGGCUGGGAGUCUACUUCGUUGUCAUCUAUAUAUGGUCUAUUGGAGUCAUUGCUGGUAUCCAGCGCGCAGUGACGGCUGCGACAGUGAGUCAGUGGUAUUUUCACCGGUUGGCUAGCCCCGCGCCGACAUCGAGACAGAUUGUCCAAGCUGCCAUGGUCCAUGCUACUACGACGCUUUUUGGCACAAUCUGUCUAUCUCGCAUCCUUGGGCUUAUUAUUCGACUACCCCUGAUUGUGCUCCCGGGUCGCAUAUCCUCCGUACUCAGUCUGUUCGCCUAUUCGCUGAUUCCCACACCUAUUGCCUUCCUGACAAACCCCCUCUCGUUGACCUAUGGAGCCAUUCAUUCCCAACCUUUGGCCGCUUCUGCACGCGGAUUAAGCCAAAUGACUAUCCUGAAACCCUCCACAGCAUCAGCAUCCUUGAAUCCUCGUGCAUUUACUCGCUCUUCCAGUGCCUCGACAUCGCUUCUUUCAUACCGACUCUCCAAACUAAUUCUUUAUGCUGCUCGCUUGAUGAUGUCUUUGGCCUUGGGAUUCGGCGGCUGGGUCACCACUGCCCGAAGCCUGGCUACCACAUCCGGUGGAAACACAAUUCGGGGCAGUUUAUAUGCCUACGUCGUUGGUCUUAUUGCAGGUACCAUUGGCUGGAGCACACUAGGUGCGAUUGAAGGCAUUAUUGCGGACAUUGUCGAUGCCGCGGUGAUAUGCUGGGCAAGUGAGGUUGGAAUCUAUGGCCGGGAGGCUAGAUACUGCCGUGAAGCUGGAUGGCUCUUUGGUGACUCCAAUGAGGACUUCUCGCCAGAAUAUCACCAUGUCUAA